GAUAGAUUCGAUUAUAGUUGUCGUAAGAUAGGCAACUUCUUUCGACAGAGUGAGCCCGUGUAUAUCUGGACUAAGGAGAUUGUUGCAGUGGACGAGGCGAGAUAUGUGUUUUGAAAGAUCUUGGAUGGGUGUCAGAGAGGCGGAGUAAGUCGGUGAGGAGGGUUUUAGAACAAGUGAUAUUUUUGUUGUGGAUGCAUAUAUCAAAGAAAGCAGCGAGUCCAGAUCUUUGAGGAUAACAGAUAAAUCUGUUGUCUGUGGUUGCGAGUUGGAAGUAUCAGGGGAAGACAGUGCAGAAAGAGAAGCAGAACAUGUUUCAGAUGCAAAGGUGAGGGAUACAAUCGCUGUAUGUCACUAUCAGGCCAGCUCGUCGUGCUCAGCGGUGGACACGCACCUUUUUGCUUAUCGCUCAUCGCGUCGGGCAGUGACAAGGACUCGGACUCUCAUAUUCUAAUAUCAUGUCCACCGUCGUCCCGUCGCCCACUAUCUCUAUCUUCCGUCUUUCCCUGGUCUAAACCCACCGCAACUCCAUCUCCUGCUAUCGUGGCCAACAUUGCUCGGCUUGAAGCGGAUGCAAAUUCUCAUCCUCACGACGUGUCUAAGCAAGUGGCCCUCUUCCAGGCUCUCGCGGAAACAAAUGCCAAACCUGGUUACGAUCUUGUCAUUACUCGAUGGGAGCGAAUGUGUGAAUUUGAUUCGUCGUCACAUCUUGUUCGCUCGGACACAGCUUUCCAACUGUACCUUACGUCUUUGCUCAAAACCGGCUUGGAAUCUUCUGUAAACUCCGCAGUUCGCAGACGGGAAUCUCUGCUUGCCAUACCUGCAGACGCGAUAGCUCCGGAUACUACUGCCAGUGGAACGUCGUCCUCCACUCCCGCUUCUCCCGACACGGCGACCGCUCCUUUAGCGCCAAGUAAAGCCACUUCGCGGAGUCAGGAGAUUGCCCAAGGUUUACUCUCUGCAGAAGCAUCUGGCUCUACAGCAUCUGCGCCUGGGGGUCCUGGGAUUGCAAGUGCAGAUAUGGCAAAACUGACCGCAGCUCUUGGUGGCGGCGCCGUUAUCCUGGUCAUUCUCUCCGUCUUAUUGGAAAACUCUGGACUUCUUAAACCCGUGCCGCGUCAGGCUGAGUUUGAGCCUCUGCAACAGAAGACAGUGAAGUUCAACGACGUUCAUGGUGUCGAUGAAGUGAAAGAUGAACUCCGCGAUGUUGUUGCCUUCUUGAAGGAUCCUACCGUCUUUGCUACCCUCGGCGGUAAGUUACCCAAGGGCAUCUUGCUCACUGGCCCCCCUGGGACGGGUAAAACUAUGUUGGCGAGAGCUAUCGCUGGUGAAGCUGGAGUUCCAUUCUUUUUUGCAUCCGGUUCCGAGUUUGAAGAGAUGUUUGUCGGGGUUGGUGCAAAACGCGUCCGCGACCUCUUCGCAACUGCUAGGAAACGCCAGCCUGCUAUCAUCUUCAUAGAUGAGCUUGAUGCCGUCGGGGGAAAGCGAAGCCAUCGUGAUCAGCACUACAUGAAACAAACCCUCAACCAGCUGCUAGUAGAAAUGGACGGAUUUUUGCAAACUGAAGGUGUCAUAGUCAUCGCGGCAACCAACUUUCCCGAGAGCUUGGACCAUGCUCUCACGAGACCUGGUAGAUUUGACAGGGUAAUUGCAGUGCCGUUACCUGAUGUCCGCGGUCGGGUACAACUCUUGCAACAUUUCAUGAAAGAUGUCGUGACCAGUACAGCUGCGGACCCCUCGGUUCUUGCUAGAGGUACUCCUGGGUUCUCGGGUGCCGAAUUACAAAACAUGGUCAACCAGGCCGCGAUUCAGGCAUCUAAAGAGGGCUUCAAUGAGGUUACCCUACAACACUUUGAAUGGGCGAAAGAUCGUAUUAUCUUAGGCACCGAACGAAAGAGUCAGUAUAUUGAUGAGAAGAACAAACUAAUGACUGCCUAUCACGAGGGGGGUCAUGCCCUGGUUGCUCUAUAUACAGAAGGUGCCAUGCCUCUUCAUAAGGUCACUUGUGUUCCCCGAGGACACGCUUUAGGAGUAACUUCUCAACUGCCUGAGAACGAUCGGUACUCUGUGACGCAAAAAGAGUAUCAAGCUAUGAUAGAUGUCUGCAUGGGUGGACGGGUAGCCGAAGAGCUCAUCUACGGCGCAGAUGGGACCACAAGUGGGGCAAGCUCUGACUUGCAGAAGGCAACGCAGACAGCGUCCGCUAUGGUGAAGAAUUGGGGAUUUUCUGAGAAAAUUGGGCCUGUGUUCUACAAUGAUCGAGACGAUGUUAUCAGCUCCGCGACGAGGGAGAAGAUUGACGGAGAAAUAAGAAAUCUGUUGCAAUCAGGUCAGGAUCGCGUCACCAAGUUGCUUGCUGAGAAGAAGGAAGAACUACAUCUGCUUGCUCGUGCUUUGGUAGAACACGAGACUUUGGACGUCGAAGAAGUAAAGAAAGUGAUCAAAGGUGAACCAAUACGAAACAUCGAAGAGAAGAUGGUGGAAGAAGGGCUCCCCGCCGCUAUGUCGUCGUGACGGUGUAAGUCUGAGCACAUAGAGUAAUUAUGGUGUGGUACAUAUAAUGCGCAUUUGUACAUAUAAGUAUUGUUUUCAUGGGGAUUCCGGAACAGCAUGUCUUGCAUGAUGUAACUUGUGUGCUCUGAGUUUCUGGCUCUUAGAAAUUGAAAUAUUGAA
This is a messenger RNA of Serpula lacrymans var. lacrymans S7.9, 2670 nucleotides long. RefSeq lists its product as uncharacterized. The coding region runs from base 346 to 2511 and encodes 721 amino acids. The record is from RefSeq and is a predicted model, not a curated record. Gene Ontology annotation, cellular component: mitochondrial inner membrane. Lineage: Eukaryota; Fungi; Basidiomycota; Agaricomycetes; Boletales; Serpulaceae. The transcript has 16 exons. Gene Ontology annotation, molecular function: ATP hydrolysis activity; ATP binding; metalloendopeptidase activity. Gene Ontology annotation, biological process: mitochondrion organization; protein quality control for misfolded or incompletely synthesized proteins.